Molecule: messenger RNA, 4902 nt
Organism: Bubalus bubalis (water buffalo)
Lineage: Eukaryota; Metazoa; Chordata; Mammalia; Artiodactyla; Bovidae
Gene: FAM193A
Product: family with sequence similarity 193 member A
Exons: 21
Coding region: 160-4422 (1420 amino acids)
Source: RefSeq, a predicted model, not a curated record
CCGGCGCACGGUCAUCGCCGAGCGCCGCCUCCAAGUUUUCUUGUGCUCCUCCGAAACGGUCAUUUGAAAAAAGAGACUGGCAGCCCUCGCAAGUGGCGGCCCUGGCGCUUCACCCCCUGCUCUUUGAAAGUGUUUAUAGAGACUCCUUUUAAUUUUGGGAUGAAUCAUAGAACACCACCCUACCCCGCUGGGGAUUACUGUCUUCUGUGCAGAAGCGAGAGGAAAGACGCUUCGUUCUUAGAGAGUGGAGUGAAGACCACAAGCAAGCUGGCCCUGUCCAUGGCGCCCAAGGGCAACAGCGUGCUGCACCUGCCGCUCUGGGUGUGCCCCGACUGCCGGCGCGCCGUGGAGAAGGACGCGCGCCACGGCGGCCCCGAGCAGCCGGCGCAGGGUCAAGACUUCCUUCUCCACACCCCACUCAGCUCGCAGACGGAGGCUGGCAGUGGCGGGCGGCUCGCCCUGGGCGCUCAGCCGAUGCCCGUGGCCGCCCCCGCGGACCCCGCAUGCGCCUGCGAGGCCUGCAGCGAGCGCAGGGAGAUUUCGGCGGAGGCGGAGCGGGAGCCCCAGCAGCUGCAGAACUACUGGUCGGAGGUGCGCUACACGGUCCGCUGCAUCUACCGGCAGGCGGGCACCCCGCUCGCAGACGACCAGGACCAGUCCCUGGUGCCCGACAGGGCGGGGGUGAAGGAGCUGGUGGACAGGCUCUGCGAGCGGGACCCCUACCAGCUGUACCAGCGGCUGGAGCAGCAGGCGCGGGAGUACGUGCUGGAGAUGAAGGUCCGGCUCCUGCGGCAGCUGUCGGCCGCAUCCAGAGUGAAGCCGCCGUCCGGCCUGCAGGGCCCGCCGCAGGCGCACCAGUUCAUCUCCCUCCUCCUGGAGGAGUACGGCGCCCUGUGCCAGGCCGCACGCACCAUCAGCAGCUUCCUCGGCACGCUGGAAAACGAGCACCUGAAGAAGUUCCAGGUGACGUGGGAGCUGCACAACAAGCACCUCUUUGAAGACCUGGUCUUCUCUGAGCCGCUUCUCCAGAGCAACCUGCCAGCCCUGGUGUCGCAGAUCAGGCUGGGGACCACGACGCACGACGGCUGCUGCGAGGACACGUACAGCGCGCUGCUGCAGCGGUUCCAGCGCUCCGAGGAGGAGCUGCGCGCCGUGGCCGCCGAGUGGCUGCAGUGCCAGAAGAGGAUUGACGCCUACGUGGACGAGCAGAUGACGAUGAAGACCAAGCAGCGCAUGCUGACGGAGGACUGGGAGCUCUUUAAGCAGAGGCGGUUCAUCGAAGAGCAGUUCACGAAAAAGAAAGCCGCCGCUGGCGAGAACAGCUUCACGGACACCAUGCGGCACGUGCUGUCGCCGCGGCUGAGCGUGCCCGACUGCCCCAACUGCAACUACCGGCGGAGGUGUGCUUGUGACGACUGCAGCCUGUCCCACAUCCUCACCUGCGGCAUCGUGGACCCCCCGGCCGCGGGCGACAUCCACAUUCACCAGCUGCCCCUUCCGGUGGACGCAGCUCCCGACUGCCUGUCCGAGAUGCGGCCGCCCGGCGCGUCGUCAGCCAGCUCAGGGUCGGCGUCCAGCUCUCCCAUCACCGUUCAGCAACAUCCCAGACUCAUCCUCACCGACAAUGGCUCUGCACCAACGUUUUGCAGUGACGAUGAAGACGUCGCCCCGCUGUCGGCCAAGUUUGCCGACAUUUACCCCCUGAGUAACUACGAGGACGCUGAGGUGGUGGCCAGCAUGAACGGCGUCCAUGGAGAGCUGAACGGCGGCGGGGAGAACCUGGCCCUGAAGGACGAGUCUCCUCAGGUAAGCAGUACCAGCAGCAGUUCCUCAGAAGCUGACGACGAGGAGGCAGACGGCGAGAGUAGUGGGGAACCCCCGGGCGCCCCGAAGGAGGACACGGCUCUGGGGAGCGGGAGCCCCAGGAAAGAGGAAAGUAAAGUGGACAGUCCACCCCCGUCUUACCCAGCUCAGCAGGCAGAACAAGCUCCAAACACUUGUGAAUGUCAUGUUUGUAAACAAGAGGCGUCUGGAUUAACGCCUUCAGCAAUGGCCGCUGGCGCCCUGCCUCCCGGCCACCAGUUUCUGAGCCCCGAGAAGCCCGCGCACCCUGCGCUGCACCUGUACCCCCACAUCCACGGGCACGUGCCCUUGCACGCCGUCCCACACCUGCCUCGCCCUCUCAUCCACCCCACCUUGUACACAGCGCCCCCCUUCACACACAGUAAGGCUUUACCACCAGCACCUGUUCAGAAUCACACAAAUAAACAUCAGGUAUUCAGUGCAUCUCUUCAAGACCAUAUUUACCCGAGCUGCUUUGGGAGCACUCCAGAGUGGACUAGUUCUAAGUUUAUAAGUCUUUGGGGAUCAGAAGUGAUGAAUGAUAAGAACUGGAACCCUGGCACUUACUUGCCAGAUACAAUUUCUGGGAGUGACUUAUUAGGGCCAACACUCUCAGAAGCAAGACCUGAAGCUCUUCCGCCUCCAUCUAGCAGUGAAACGGCUGCAAUUCCCGAUAAUAAAGAGAGAAAGAGCGCUGCCAGAAAGAAGUGUUUGUAUAAUUUCCAAGACGCUUUCAUGGAAGCAAACAAAGUUGUGAUGGCCACGUCGUCAGCCACAUCCUCCGUGUCCUGCACGGCCACCACGGUGCAGUCCAGCAGCAGCCAGUUCCGUGUGUCGUCCAAGAGGCCGCCUUCCCUAGGUGACGUCUUUCACGGCAUCAACAAGGAAGACCACAGGCACGGGGUGCCGGCGGCCCCCAGGAGCAGCCCCACGGGCCUGGCCCCGCUGCCUGCCCUCGCCCCCGCCGCCCUCUCAGCAGCCUCCACGCCUCACCUGGCCAACAUAGCAGCUGUGUCCUUCCCCAAAACAGCCGCCUCCCCUGGCUUCGUGGAGUCGCUCAAGAGCUUCUGUCCUGCUCCCGUGGCCCCCCCGCCCCCCACCACCGAUGGCUCUGUCAGUGCUCCCCCCAGCGUCUGCAGCGACCCUGAUUGCGAAGGGCAUCGCUGCGAGAACGGCGUGUACGACCCGCAGCAGGACGACGGGGACGAGAGCGCGGACGAGGACAGCUGCUCCGAGCACAGCUCCAGCACCUCCACCUCCACCAACCAGAAGGAGGGCAAGUACUGCGACUGCUGCUACUGCGAGUUCUUCGGGCACGGCGGGCCUCCAGCCGCACCCACAAGUAGAAAUUACGCGGAAAUGAGGGAAAAGCUCCGUCUACGGCUGACCAAGAGGAAGGAAGAGCAGCCUAAGAAAGCGGACCAGCUCUCAGAACGGGAGAGUGUGGUCGACCAUCGCAGGGUGGAGGACUUGCUGCAGUUCAUAAACAGCUCGGAGACCAAGCCCGUGAGCAGUACGCGGGCCGCCAAGCGCGCUCGGCACAAGCAGAGGAAGCUGGAGGAGAAGGCGCGCCUGGAGGCGGAGGCGCGGGCCCGGGGGCACCUGCAUCUGCGCGAGGAGCAGCGGCGGCGGGCCGACGACGAGCGGCUGACGGAGGAGCUGCAGCGGCUGCAGGAGCUGCAGACCCUGCGGGCCGUGAAGAAGAAGAAAAAGGAGCGGCUCGGGAAGGACUGCCCCAAGUUGGACAUGCUUGCCGGCAGCUUCCAGGCAGCCGCAGAGUCGGCGCCUGGCGCUGAGACCAUCCACAACGGCUCUCUGGAGCCAACUGAAGACCCUGAGACCUCAUCCCCCUGCCCCUCCAGACAUGCAGACCACGCGGGCCUGGGGCCGGGGGCCGACCCCUCCAGACACGCGGACCCCACCGAGCCUGUGGACGCCAGGGAGGCCAAGCGGCUCCUGCCCAAGGGGAUCAGCGGGGAGCAGCCAGAGCCGCUGUCCUUCCUGCUGGACAUGGUGCAUCACCACAAAGGGGGCGCCGGCCCACAGAAGCCGCGGCCGGGCAGCAAGGCCGCCGGCGAGCCCGCCAGGAAGCCCACGGAGUCCCCCCGGGCCCCAGAGGGCCCGGCCAGGCCCCGGCCACAGGCUGAGCCCAAGGCCAGAGUGCUGGAGCUCCCGCCCCUGGUGGGCCACCGAAGGGAGGAGACGAAGGUUAACAGCAACAACAACAACAGGAAGCAGCUGAACCACGUCCGCGAAGAAAAGCCGGGCCCAGGCCCCGCAGAGCCCCCCGUGCCCAGUGAGCCCCUGCAGAGCGGCAAGCCGGCGACUGCGGAGUCCCCGCAGCCCAAGGGCCGGGGCAGGAAGAGCAAGAAGAAGAAGGGGGAGCGCGCCAGCAGCUCCAUCGAUGAUGUCUUUCUGCCUAAAGAUAUCGACCUAGACAGUGUGGACAUGGAUGAGACAGAGAGGGAAGUGGAGUAUUUCAAAAGGUUCUGUUUGGAUUCUGCCAGGCAGACCCGACAGAGACUGUCUAUCAACUGGUCCAACUUCAGCUUGAAAAAAGCCACCUUUGCUGCCCACUGAACGAGGAUGCUGGAGAGGGCGGCGCGGUGGCCGGCCGGCCCCCCAACGAGAGCCUGCUGCUCGGCCGCGCUGUGAGCUCGUGUGCGUGUUGUCUGUGCGUGAGCCGGACGAGCCGUCCCCGCGCGGCCGGCCCUCUGCGUCUCGCCCCGUCCCGCCACCUGCCCCUGGGGGGCUCCGCCCAGCUCCGCCCGCGUCCACCGAUGGCCCGGGCGGGCGGGCCCGCCGUCCUCCACAGUCCACUGUCCAGAGUGUCCACGUCGCGCGUCCGUGUCUGACCCCCGACUUGUAGCCAGCUUGUGUAAGACCCCGCAGAACGAGACCGUUCCGAGCAAACACCCACCAGUACUCACACCAUGAAGUCUGUAGAGUGUGCAACUGUAUUAACACGGAGCCUGCCUGGCUACUUUUUUAACAUAUUGUUAAGUAAUAUUAAAAUCAUGUCUUUCUUUUUGAAAGAUGGAAUACAUUAGUACAGCAGGA